AUGGACGUCGUCGACUACAGAAGCGAGUUAAGGAUGUCAGCCAGAGAAGUCAAAGCCUUCCUAGACGCGGACAGAUUCACGGCUGUCGGGGACGGGAUGCAGGAUGAUGUUGAAUAUAGAUUUGUGGAUGUCCUGCUGUUUGGUGGGGCGCCUUGGGGGUUCACUCUGAGAGGGGGUCUGGAGCACCGAGAACCACUGCUCAUAACCAAGGUACAUAUCUAUCUAUCUAUCUAUCUAUCUAUCUAUCUAUCUAUCUAUCUAUCUAUCUAUCUAUCUAUCUAUCUAUCUAUCUAUCUAUCUAUCUAUCUAUCUAUCUAUCUAUCUAUCAAUGAUGAUUAGGAAGAAGAAAUACAUUCAGAGAAGCCUUGUUGACUUCACUUUAGCCACACUAGUUAACAACAAAUGUGCAAACAAACAACAAUAACAAGUACCAAAUAUCAAUCAUGCAAAUAUUUUUAAAAAAAAUGUAUUUAUUUCUCCACUGUUAUGGAUGGAUUUCACAUUUCCUGUUUCACCUGAUAUGAAAAUAAGGCUGUGUGGAGAUUAAACACUGGAACAUCAAUAUAGUUUCCUGAUUGGUUAACUGCUUGUGUUCCAUCAACACUCACAUGUUUUCUCGCUCCAGAAAUAGUUGGGGCUGUCUCCACACCUUUAUGCCUUUGGUAUGUUGCACAUUUUCACCUUUAAACUUCUGCCCUGGCCAAUAUCUUGAGCACAUCUCCACUAGUCACCACUAGUUUUGUUCUAUGUGUGUUUGGAGGGGGCUGUGGCUGUCUUCCAUACUCAUCAUAGCAGUACCAGGAACCAGUGAGGAAUGCAGAAGUGAAGAUAAUGUGUGUUUGGCUGUGGAUGACCAGGAUUGGCUCAGUCAUUGCUGCUCUCCAACAGAAUGAGGAAACAGUUAGUUUAUCUGUUUCCAUUCUCCUCCCCUCUCCUGUACUCCUGUAUGUGUAGAGAAUAAGUGAUGGAAUGUGCAACAAGUCUACUCCAACCGUUCUCAAGUUGCUUAUGGUUAAAUGUUUUAUCAGAGCUCUCAGGUUGCCACAGUAUAAUUCUUCCAGUGCAGGCUGGACACAAUGGACUCAGCACGGAUCCAUGGUUACUGGCCACCAUCUCUUACAGGGAUUGGGUUUGCACCAUAACGCCAUAUUGCUUGUGUUCUCCAGCUGUUCGUCACUUUCAGAAGCUACACAAAAUAACAAUCCAUCCUGUUCAUUUUAGAUUAUAUAAUUUACAAAUACAAAAUUGUACAUCUCAUAGUACUUUGUGACUUGCUCCCUUUGCUUGUCAGUAGUAGACUAGUCCCCCUCUGAACGUUGAGACAGGGCUGGAGAGAGGGGAUUUGGAAGGGUGGAUAUGAUGGAACCAUUUUUAAUGAAUUUGACUCAACGCCAGCAUGGCAGGGUUGAAGAGAGGGUCCUGUCAACACAGUCUCAGUGGAUGGAAUGUGACAUUCUUCUAAACUGAUGAACGAUGGAAAGUGAACUGUUAUUAAAAUAUACUUCACUAAUGAGACAUUAAGUCUGACAUGUUAUUUUAUUCACGUCACUAUCAGACAGCAUCCCUUGAAUGGGCCUCCGUUUUCCCGGCCAACACUAUCUGUGUGCAAUUGUUUCUUAUACUCUUCACUUCAGAAAUGUUACCAGUCCCAAAAUCUCCAAAUUUGCCCCAGUAUGUUAUAACAGUUUUAUUAAUGAUGUAUAAACUACAGUACGUUUGAACUGUCUAUAAACUGCUUAUAAACACCUUAAUGAAACAUUCCUGUUGUGUGAUUCAGGUGGAGGAGGGUAGCAAGGCGGCGACGGUCAGCCUGCAGGUGGGAGAUGAGAUCGUCAACAUCAACACAGUUCCCAUCAGUGGAUCCAGGCAGGAGGCCAUCUGUCUGGUUAAGAGCUCCCACAAGACCCUCGCCCUGGUCGUCAGA
This is a messenger RNA of Coregonus sp. 'balchen', 1924 nucleotides long. The record is from the annotation of a GenBank genome assembly. NCBI's taxonomy places the organism in Eukaryota, Metazoa, Chordata, Actinopteri, Salmoniformes, Salmonidae.